CGGUGCGUUCGAAUAUUUUCCUGUCCGUUGGAAUGUCGCGAAGGUUCGAGAGAGCCGCAGUGGUCACGGAAGUGCUCGACAUACAAACUGAUAUACUUCGGACGUGCAAUGGUAGUACAAAAAUAAGGAUGGCUCCUAAUCUCAGCGGGGCGACUACUGGUCUCUUUUUAACCGAGGCGGAAGUCAUUUCGAAGACUCCGACGACGACCCAAGAGCCGACCAAGCCGCAAUACGAAUGGAAAAUCGUCUGGAGGAACGUCCUGGCCUUCGCCUACCUCCACAUCGGGGCCUUCUACGGACUGUACCUUUUAUUCACACAAGCUUUAGCCCAGACGAUAUUAUUCACGGUUGUGCUGAUAUAUUUAGGAGGGAUGGGAGUGACGGCGGGUUCGCACAGACUCUGGUCGCACAAAUCUUACAAGGCGAAGUGGCCGCUGCGACUUAUGCUGGCUAUUUUCCAGACACUCGCCUUCCAGAACCACAUCUACGAAUGGGUGAGGGACCACAGGGUCCACCACAAAUUCACCGAUACGGACGCAGACCCGCACAACUCCAAAAGGGGUUUCUUCUUCAGCCACAUGGGCUGGCUUGUCAUCAAGAAGCACAAGGACGUCAUGAACAAGGGAAAAACCGUCGACAUGUCCGACCUGGAGCAAGACUGGGUCGUGAUGUUCCAGAAAAAAACGUACGCGGUACUUCUACCAUUGAUCUGUUUCAUCCUUCCGACAUUCAUCCCUGUCUACUAUUGGGACGAGAAACCGUGGACCGCUUGGUACGUAGCAGCGAUUGCUAGGUACACCCUAUCUCUUCAUGGAACCUGGUUGGUCAACAGCGCUGCCCACAUGUACGGAACAAGGCCGUACGACAGGACCAUCAGCCCGAGGGAGAAUCUCUCCGUUGCUAUAUUGGCGUUCGGCGAGGGUUGGCACAACUACCACCACGCAUUCCCUUGGGAUUACAAGACGUCCGAAUUCUCCGGCUACAGUACCAAUUUCACGACGGCUUUCAUCGACUUCUUCUCCAAAAUCGGCUGGGCUUACGAUCUUAAGACUGCUUCGAUCGAAAUGGUGAAGAAACGUGCUGCCAGGACCGGCGACGGCGGAUACGAAUCGGCCAAGAGGUCCGACCACACGCACGACGGCGAAGUCUGGGGCUGGGACGACAAGGACAUGACACAGGAAGAGAAAAAUAUGGUCUUGAUAACGAAUCAAAAAGAAGAUUAGAAUUUCUACUUCUAGAUUGUAAUGUUCAUUGUUUAGUAAUUUAGGUUCGGCCCAAAUUUUGAGUGUUCCUUCUUUCCAGUACAUCACUAAAUCCCAAGGCGUGAUUGUUUCCGUACAGCAUCAAAGUUUGGAAGAGGAUUUCUUGUUUAUGUUUCUUCAACGAUGUGAUUUUUUUAAAAUGUAUAGUACUAUUUAUUUAUGCGCAUUGCAAUGUGAACGAUAGGAGGAUAGUGAAAUUUGCCAUCUUUGCUGAUGGCUUAUAUACAACAUUGUAUAUUUUUUUGUAUUUAAAUACCGGCAACAUAUCGUUUACUUUAUUUUUAACUUUAAUUUAUUGAAUAAAACAUGUAAAAAUAAACAAAUCGACAUAAUGCAACAGUGUACAUAGAAUCAGACUCAGCUCAUUUAUUUAAAGAAAUAUAUAUUUUUACAACAAAAAAAAGAUGAAAAAUUCGUUUGUUGAUUUUUGAAAAAAUUUAAAUAAAGGUUUUUCGACAAAUCGAUCCCACAAUGUUUACAUUUAACUACCUCCAUUUUGAAAAGAAAGGGACAAGACUAAAAACUAUGGACGUACUCGGCCGACGUAGAAACUCGUUUUUAGUCCGACGAGUAGAUAACUGUGUCUUGCACCAGAUGUAGUCUCAGAAAUAGAAAAAAUUAAGGAGAAAGCACAAUAAAAAAAAAGAAAAUUUCACUUUCAA
This is a messenger RNA of Cimex lectularius (bed bug), 1924 nucleotides long. Its product is annotated as acyl-CoA Delta(11) desaturase-like. Gene Ontology annotation, cellular component: endoplasmic reticulum membrane. The transcript has 5 exons. Gene Ontology annotation, molecular function: stearoyl-CoA 9-desaturase activity; iron ion binding. The record is from RefSeq and is a predicted model, not a curated record. Gene Ontology annotation, biological process: unsaturated fatty acid biosynthetic process. Lineage: Eukaryota; Metazoa; Arthropoda; Insecta; Hemiptera; Cimicidae. The coding region runs from base 33 to 1223 and encodes 396 amino acids.